AUGGCCGCUGGCGACGACGAGAUCGACGCGUUUCUCGCGGACCAUCCGCAGCUGACGGUCGGUCGCGAGGCAUGGGAGUCCGCAAACAAGCAGCUCAGGGAAGGCGAUCCCGAGAAAUGGGGCUGCAAAUUCACGGCCAUCUCCUCUCCCGUCGAGAACAUGGUCGUGUAUCAGACGGUGUACUCGGAGACGAACAGGGCGCCCAUGGGCGACAAGCUGGCCAAGGAGGACUACCGCAGGCAGAGGAGCUUCGCCGACAAGCAGGACAAGGGCUGCGUGUGCCCAGAGGGCAACUGUGAUGCCCGGAGGACCAGAUGCCAUGUUUGUGUGUUUGCGAAUGAGGAGGCCUGCAAAUGGGACCGGAAGUCCUGCAGCAAAUAG
This is a messenger RNA of Akanthomyces muscarius, 381 nucleotides long. RefSeq lists its product as uncharacterized. The transcript has a single exon. The record is from RefSeq and is a predicted model, not a curated record. Lineage: Eukaryota; Fungi; Ascomycota; Sordariomycetes; Hypocreales; Cordycipitaceae. The coding region runs from base 1 to 381 and encodes 126 amino acids.